Molecule: messenger RNA, 7101 nt
Organism: Effrenium voratum
Lineage: Eukaryota; Dinophyceae; Suessiales; Symbiodiniaceae
Source: the annotation of a GenBank genome assembly
AGCGAGUCUUCCUUGGCCGCCCCACGUACGCGUCUCUGGUUCACUCCGGCUGACAUGAAGCCGAACCCCCCGCUGCGCGAGUACCAGCGGAGGUGCGUGGAGGCCGCCAAAGGGGAGAAUCUGCUGGUGGUGUUGCCCACCAACAGCGGCAAGACGCGCAUCGCCUCGGAGCUGUUGGACUACUACCUCGCGCAGAGAAGUACUGAAGGAGAAGCCGACAGGAGAAAGUGGUGUGUGCUCCUGACGCCUACUGGGCUGCUGGCAGAACAGCAGGGCGCGGUGCUCGCGGCGAGCUGCGGCCUGGACAUGGCUUCAGAGGAGGACGUGGAUGAGGACUCGGAAGAUGCGCGGCUGGGCGUGGUGCGCGGCUCGCAAGGAGGACCUGCGGGGCCCACGCGCCUGAACGCACGGAAUGCCUGGCGGAGGUGUUCUGUCCUUGUCAUGACCCCAGCGCUGCUGGUGGAGUCCCUGGUACAUGCACGGGUUUCGAUGACCGAGAUCCAGCUCCUCGUUUUGGACGAGGCGCACCAGCUGAAGGGCGCGGCGGAGUACGCCAUCCUCAUGAAGCGGUUCUACAGCGUGGUUUCGCCUGAGUCGCGGCCAAGGGUGCUGGCGCUCACGGCCUCGCCCCUCUCCGGGCGCCGGAAAGGGGCCAAGACUUGGGAGCCCGCCGGCGUCCAGGACAUGCGCCAGGAGCUGGAGGACUUGGAGAACAAGGCGGACUGCCGCACCUGGACGGAGCUGGGGCUGACGGAGGCGGCCAUGGCAGCGACCCUGGUGGAAGAGAGGCUCUUCGAUUCUGAUCCCGAGCCGCACGUGGAGGAGCUGGUGAAGAUGCUGGAGUCGGCGCUGGCAUCGGAAGCAGCGGACGUGAGGAAGCAUCAGUUGCAGUGGAACAGAGCUUUGAGGAGCAUGCAGGUGCUGGCGCGGGACCUGGGCGCCUGGGCGGCGCUGCGCGGCUUGGAGGCGCUCUGCCGAAGCGCGGAAGCGGAAGCGGAGCCCGAGGAGCAGACGGCGGGUGGACCCGGCGAUGGGUUGUCCAGGCUCUUGGAGGAGGACAGCCAAGACAGCGAGGACGACAUCUUUACGGAGAAGGUCGCCUUCCCGCGCGCCGGCAUAGAUGGCAAGGAGGAGAUCGAGGCGAAGCAGCGCUUGAAGCAAAGGCUGCAGCGGUGGGAGGCCGAGCACGCGCCGGUGGGCCACUCGGCCAAGGUGCAUGCGGCCAUCGCCAAGCUGAAGGAGCGGUUUCAGGUGGAGACGGAUGCAAGAUGCUUGGUCUUCACCAGGACACGUGUGGGGUGCCAGCUGCUGGCGUGCAUCUUGCAGGAGGAGGGCACGUUGCCGUCGGUGGACUUUGUGGUUGGCGCGAACGUGCAGAGCGGCGGCUACCGCGUUCGGCAGAGUCAGAAUGUGCAGAAGACGGCCCUGCGGCGGUUCGGCGCCCAGGACGCGGUCGCGGUGUCGGUGCUGGUGGCCACCUCGGUGCUGGCGGAGGGCAUCGACGUGCCCAGCUGCGGACUGGUGCUCUGCUUUGAUCCGGCCUCGAGCCCUCUGCAGCAUUUGCAGCUGCGAGGACGGGCGCGGCUGGCGGGCAGCGAGUUCACGGUGCUGGUGCCGAGAGGGGCGGUGGCCUCCGCAGGACCAUCUCUGAAAGACCUUCAGGAGUAUGAGGACAUGGUCCUGGACACGUUGAGAACUUGGCCCAUCCGCCGGCAAAGAGAUCUGCCAACUGCGGCGGAUGGGGAGAGCUUCGUGGUUUCUUCCACCGGCGCCAGGAUGCCUAUCGAGCGCGCCAAGGCGCACUUGCACACCACGGUGUACGGCAUCCUCAUUAUGGCGGCCAAUGGCAGCGACAGGGAGUUGCUGGACUUCUGCAAGCCCAGCUUCCGAGACAACACGAAGAAGAAGAAGUACGGCUACUCCAUGUUCGAGGUGCGGGAGGCGCCCGGCGGCUUCCUUUGCGAGCUCGAGCUGCCCACUGUGGGCUGCUGCAGCUUGGGCCUGGAGGAGCAGCUGGCCAGGGCCUCGGAGCUGCGGCGCAGCUGGUGGGGCAAGGCGGCCAGCCCCCGCUGCCAGGAGCACCUGGGGGUUGUGGAGGGCCCCGUCAUGCCCAGGAAGGACAUGGCCAAGGACUUUGCGGCGCUGUGGGCCUGCGAAGCGCUGCAUGACAUGGGGAUCCUGGACGACCACCUGAAGGUCACAGGCCGUCAGGAGUACCGGGGCCUCAUCGAUGCGGCUUCCGGCCGGCGCACCUCCAAACGGCGGAAGGGCCGCUCCGACGACGAGAUCGCGCUGCACAAGAUGGAGGACCUGGUGAGGCGUCUGCCCCGGUGCCUCGCGGCCCCGACUGCCGGGCCCGGAGGGUCUGGAGGGCCCGGAGUCCGGUUCUGGGUGCACCGGCUGGUGCUGGGCGACAGGAGGUCUUUGGGGCUGCUGUUGCCGGAGGAGGUGCCCGGGAGCGCCUUGAGCUUCCUCCUUCUGCCCCCUGGACUCGCGGAGCCGGUAGAGGUGAAGGUGGCGAGCGCGGGCGCGCUGGAGGCCUCGGAGGCGCAGCUCGGCGACCUCAAGGCUUGGAGCCAGAUGUGCCUGGAGCUCUCGCGAUGCGAGAGGAGCUGCCCUCUCCACGAGCUCUUGGAUCAGCCGGCGCUCAUGUACUUCAAGGACCACUUCGGCCUGUGGAUCCCCAGAGAGGAUGUUGAGGUGUGCCGGGACCAGGACCUCCCGGAGCGCUCCUUCUGGCUGCUGGCGCCCUUGGAGGCCAGCGGCCAGGUCGCCUGGAGCUUCCUUGCCUGGAGCGUCAAGCAGCUGCGGCAAUUCCUGCAGUCUUCGAAGUGGCAGUCGCUGGGGUCCUACCUGGCGACGGAGCCUGAGAGUCGGCCAGUCGAGCUGCCGGAGCUGGUGGCGCUCGGCUCCCUGCCGGACUCCAAGCAUCGCAGGGCCGCGCGCUGCUUGUGCGUACACCUCGAGCUUGAGGGACCGCAGCUCCAGGGCCGGAAGUUCAGCCGCGCCUUGGUGAAUGCCGGCAUCGCGCCGGAGUUUGUGAAGAUCGAGCGGAAUUUGAAGGAUGAGCACCUGCUGGUAGAGUUGCAGGCGGAGAGCUGCGAGGUGAUGCCGCUGGCGCGGAGCCACCUGGAGCUGCUGCGGCUGCUGCCCAGUCUGCUGUGGCGGCUGGAGUUUGUCGCCCUGAUGCAGGAGCUGCCGCCGCAGUGCGGGGGCUUGCUGUCGCAGGCGACGCCCGCGGCGCUGGGGGAGGCUCUGACGCACUCUCAGGUCCACUCGUUGGCCUUCGGCGGGGAGGGGAAAGCGCGCUUCUGCCUGGAGCGCCUCGAGCUGCUCGGGGACGCGGUCUUGAAACUCUUGGCGACCAUGUACGCCGGCUACAUGCUGCCCCAAGCUGCAGAGGGCCAGCUCUCCCAAGCGGCCACGGGGUGCGAGACCAACAAGUGGCUGCGCAAGGUCAGCAAAGAGACGGUGGGCUUUCACUCCUACCUGCUGAUGCAGCCCUUUAGGCCAACGGAGCGGCUGGCGCGGCUCCGCAAGCACCGGGGCCCGCAAAAGGUGGUGGCGGACGCCGUGGAGGCCGCCCUCGGCGCGGCCUUUCGCUCGGCGGGCGAGGCGCCCGGCGGCGCCGGCGCCGGCGCUGCCGGCCCGCUGGACCGCGGCGCCGCCGCGGCCUGGAGCAUCUUCGCGGUGGCCCUGGGCAAAGCGCCGCCGCCCUUGGCAGUGAGCCUCGGCCAGGCAGUGCCGGAGGUUUCAGACUUCAAGGAGGCCGCCGCGGCCGCUCUCUCAGCCUCCUCCUCGGCGGCGAGCCCAGAGUUGGAGGCCGCCGCGGAAGUUCUGAAGGCCUACGGUUACGCCUUCCGCCAGCCGCAGCUCCUAGGCGCCCUGCGGGCGCGGGCCGACGGCUCGCGCUCCAGGCGCUUCGAGCGCUGGGAGUUUCUGGGGGACGCGGUGCUGCAGGUCUUGAUCGCGCACCAUGUGGCCAGAGAGUAUCCCGACUUUGACGAAGGCGAGCUGUCGGAAACCCAGCAGGCCUACGUUUGCAAUCGCUACAUCUCCCGGCGCCUGGUGCGGAGGUUCGGGCAGGCGGGCCUCGCCGCCGUCUUCUUCCCCGCGGCCUCCAAGGCGCUGAGGCGCUAUGCCGCGGAGGUGGCCCAGAGCCAGGAGGAGACGGACUUCAUCGUGGGCGACAAGGGCGCUGACCUGGCGGCGGCCGCGACGUCGGUUUGCUUCAAGAGGAUCCUGGACUUCAUUCAGAACCAGGUGCCUCACACCUUCCCGAGCCACUUCAAGUGUGUGGCGGACGCCUACGAGGCGCUCGUGGCUGCAGUGCUGCUGGACACAGGCGGCAGUCUGGACGAGACCUGGCGGGUCUUCCAGGGCGACUUCACGGCCUCCCGGCGCCGGGUAGAGGAGCAGAUCAGUCUCUGGCGACAGAGCGUACGGGAGUCGGACAAGCAGGAGCUGGUUCUGAGCGGCGCGCUUCUUCCACAGAGAAAGACGGGAGGGCAGGCGCAGGCGCCGCCGGGCGGAGCCGUGGCUUCCGUCGGGGGGCCGGGAGAGCCGCGGAAGGAGCUGGUGCAGUACUGCCUCAGGACGAAGGUGAAGAUGCGCUUUGAGGGGCAGGCCGACGGUUGCAAGUGGGCCGCCGUGGUGGACGGCCGGCGCUUUCCGGAGGCUGCUGCGGCCUCGAUGGCCGAAGCGCAGGACCUUGCGGCCACGCUGGCGCUGAGGGAGCUUCUAGGCUCUCAGCCUGCGCAGGAGAUGCCGGUGCAGGUGCCCGAACGGCCCAAGGGAGUCGCCCGGAAGGAGCUCCAGAAGCUUUGCAACCAGCGAAGGCUGAAGUUCCGCUUCUGCGACAAGGAGGUCGGGGAGAAUAACGCGGCCGUGUAUGUUAUGAGUGUUGCCAUUGGAGAUGAAUCCUACCCGGAGGGAGCCGCGGGCACGAAGCAGGCCGCUCAGGACAAGGCCGCGGAGCUCGCGUUGCUUCAGCUCCGAGGACCUCUGGAGACAGAGGGCCUGGAGGCAAGGCUCGCGGCAGAUGCGCCGGAAGGUGGCCACCCUGCAGCAUUGCCAGUACCAGCGCCAGAAGCAGCAACAGCCGCAGCAACGCAGGCCACAGAGGCGACCUUGCGAGCAACAGAGGCAGAUUCUGAAGCGGCCACGGUGGCGCCAGCGCCUCCUGCCUUGAUGGAACCUUCAGUCAUGGCGCCGGCACCAAGGCCAGCUCCUCCCGCAGCACCGGCACCAUCGCUGGCGCCAGCGCCGUCGCUGGCGCCAGCGCCAUUGCUGGCGUCCCUGGCACCAGCGGCGUUUAAGGGCUCUGGCGACACUUUCGGCGCGUCGGAUGCUGUUGGCGCAGCUUCGGGGGCCGGGGGCGGCGGCACAGGCAAGGGCGGCGGCGGCGGUGCUGGCGGCAGAGCGAGCGCCGGCCCCAGGCCCAAGGGGGUCGACCGCCAGGAGCUGCAGAUGUAUUGCCAGAGGCAAGGCUUCACUCUCUCCUUCCACGAUGAGGUUGCCUUGCCCGGUGACAUCUGGGCAUCGCCUUGGCUGAGACCGGUUUCAUGGGGCUUCCGCGCGUUAGGGCAGAGGUUCUUCUUGAAGACCUGGUCUGCGGUCAUCCAGGGUGUCAGAUACCCCGAGGCUUGGACGCGGGUGUAUCGGGAGCGUGCGAGAAAUCAGUUGAUGCUGCUGCUGCUGCUGCUGCUGCUGCUGCUGCUGCUGCUGCUGCUGCUGUCGUCGUUGCCGUUGUUGGUGGCGGUGCUCGGCCGCCGGGAGAAGCCCAUCAAGUGGCCCAAGGGCACGCGUGGCGCCCAGGCUGUGGGCGGUGGAGGUGCGAUAGCGGCUUUGCACAUCGCGAGGUCGGACAAGAUCUCCAAGAAGUUCGCUUGGCUCAAAGGCACCGAGUGGAACUGGAACAGCUGGCGGAACGUCAAGUUCGAGAAGGAUGGCAACUUCGACGCCCCAACCACUGACUGCCAGCGCGGGCAGUGCAAGUGGUCAGCGAGCAGGGGCAAGGUCUUUGUGCUUUGGGGCCAAGCGGGGCUUCACGAGCUGGAGAUCGUCGGUGAAAUGCCCACCGAGCAGAACCCCCAGAAGAUGAAGGGCCUCAUCAUGAGGGGAAUUCGUGCCUCGGAUGGCGACAAAUGCUCCGCGAGCUUUCAAAGAGUAUUUGAUCACGAGGCUGCGGAGCUGGACAAGGACCUAUACGAGAUCCUGGGUCUGCAGGACGACGCAGAGGAGGGGGAGAUCAAGAAGGUCUACCGCAAGCUCUCCAUCAAGUACCAUCCGGACAAGAACCCGGAUGAGGAGUCCAAGAGGAAAUUCGCGGAAGUUCGGGACGCCUACGAGAUCCUGAAUGAUCCAGAGAAGAAGAUCCUCUACGACACCGGAGGAAUGGAGGCCGUGAAGAAGGCCGACAAGGGGGAGAUCGAGAAAGGCGAGGACGCCCGUGCCAACCUAGCCGUGAGCCUAGAGGAUCUCUACAACGGCGGCAGCCGCCGGGCGGAGAUCCAGCGGCGGGUGGUCUGUCGAGGCUGCCGGGCGAGGCCGGACUCACCAAAGUGUCAGGGAUGCGGGCGGUGUCCCAACGAAGUGAGGAUGGUGAACCGCCAGGUGGGCCCCGGCAUGUUCAUGCAGCAGCAGGAGGAAGUGCCUAGUAAGGAGAAGUGCAAGCAAGAGAAGGCCGUGAUCGAUGCUCAGAUCGAGAAGGGCAUGCGCGACGGUGAGAGCCUCACCUUCCCCCGCAUGACCGACCAGAGGCCUGGCAUGAUCCCUGGCUCCAUGAUCUUGACUCUGAAGGUUGCGAAGCACGCAGAGCUCGAGAGGAGAGGGGAUGACCUCCACAUGAAUGCCAAGGUGAGUCUCCGGGAAGCCCUGCUGGGGUGGAGGAAAACCGUCAGGCAUCUGGAUGGUCACACCAUUGAGAUAGGCACCGACAGCGUGACCAAGCCCUUCCAAGUCCUGCAGGUCAAGGGGGAAGGCAUGCCUUUGCGCGACGAUCCGGCGAGCUUCGGGAACCUCUACAUCAAGGUUGAAGUGGUCUUCCCGCAGAGUCUCACCGGAGCGCAGCAGGAGCAAAUCGCCAAGAUUUUUGCGUGA